GUGUAAGUAUGGAGUAGAAAAAUCGUAUUUCAUUUUUUUCGACAACAGUGCAUUCGAUACACAAUUGCAUGUUUCUUUAAAAAAAUGCAUCUGCAAAACGAGGUGGCGCAAGGGAUUACCGGCCGUGUAAUAAAACAUAUCCAGAAUAUAUGUAAACUUAAAAGACAUUUCCCUGUAGAAGUCUUUUAAUUCAGAAUGCACUGCUGACUACCAAACUGAAAGUUUUAUUUUAUACAAAAAAACACUGUUGGUAUAUAUUUUUAGUGACUUAAAAUUCCCAGAUAAAUAAAAUGUAUCUUGGAUGAAGUAGUAACUUAUAUUAAUUUAUUUCCGACAUGCCGUUGAGUGUGUAUUGGCAUUAAAUAGUAUUUUCUUUACACAACUUGUUUUAUCGCAUUGUGGUACUGAACUGGAAGAUCUAUGAAGGAAACACUUUGUAAUAUACAAAUUAUCAAUUUUUGAACAUUUCUUUUCCGGGCAUCUUCAACUAUUUCACAUUUAACACGCAAGCAUUUACCAACUUAUUUUGGUUGUUAGAGAAAAUGUGCGUCUAAAUAAUUGACUUAGUUCAUCAUAACAUGCAUAUCUAGAUUUUGCAAAUUUCGGAAAACCGAAAACAGUUUCGAGUGCAACAAUAUAUUGUCGUAAAUAGUAUAUCAAAGAUUUUAUAUAUAUCGUAAAACUGUCAAAUCUGCAAUUACCACGUGUUUCCCAACAUCUAAAUGCGAUUCCUUGUAUCAUCAUAGUUUCUGCUUUGUCGAUUCAUAAAUUGUAAUUUACCGGUAUUAUUUUCAUCAAUAUCUAACAGUUCGCUUUGAAUAAUUCAUUUCACCCGCAUUAUAAAGAAAACACUUUGAUGCGCUUGUCCUCGUGAAACCUUAAUUUUUUCAUUUAUCAUGCCUCCAUAAUUAGUAAAUCACAUCUAUGUCUGCGAAAAAUGAUCCUCAUUAUUUCAUACAAAAUGACGUCCUAACUGCGUGGCGAUUAUACAGCUCGAGGUAAUGCGCUUGUUUUUAAAUUCCUAAGUAUCGCUCGAUUGGUCAUUGUCGUUUCGGGUGCUGCUUAAAUGUACUCCGGGUACGGAAAAUAUACCAACAGGUACUCGGUCAAUUUUGACCCGAGUUUUAUUUCCGCAAAAAAAUACGAUGUCGUAAAACGCGUUACGGAAAACGUAACAUAAUUCUAAUCGAACAAAACCUGCCUCAACAUCUUUUUAGUACGAGUUCAGAUAAUAUAGAGGUAACUUUACAAAAUAUUGACAUAAAUAUGACCAUAAUUUGAAAAAAAAUGCUGACAAAGACCAAUAGCGUUAGAAUUCCCGGAUACGUUUCAGUAUAUUUCCGUAUCCGUGGUACAUUUAAGUAUACUUAAGAGUAACCGGGGUAUAUUUAAAGUGUACCCAAGCCGACAAUGACCAAUCGAGCGUAAGUAUCCGUCUACGAAUAGUCGUCUAUAGUAUGAAAGACAUCGAGAAAUAUAAUAUUACUUCUUUAAAAACAAUCAUGAUAUGCCAUUUUUCACAUCAAAAUCAUUCAGUCAAGAUAAGUUGAUAUUGAAAAGCAUUACACACGAUCAAACAAAACCGCAUCAAUUCGAUGUGAGUGAUCGAGAUAGGACACUACAAUAUUGUUCAACCAUCAUUUCGUGUUAUAUUCAGCAAACCAUGACGAAAUAAACUAAAGAAAUUUCAAGCUGUUUUGCUUUCCGUCUAAUCACAACGAGUGCGAUAGAUGAAGUGGCAAAACUGUAAAUAUCUAAAUGAGCGUAUUCUGUUGACGUUUAAUAUUGGGAUUAUAAAUGGCGGAUGUAAGGGGCACGCAGAAUUAAACAGUUGAUAACGAAGUGUGUCGCAAAGACAAAUAUACGCGAAUAACGUCGCAUUUACAAAGAUGCACGUGCGUUUUGUUAUUCAUCAGCGUGCUGUGCCAACUAGCAGCCCUCGUGACACCAGGUUGGAUAAUGUUUUCAGUACGUUCAUCUCAAGGUGAAAACAUCACGGAGUUGACGUCGGUGUACUACGAGACGUUAUGCGUCAGCGGCGUUAACGGAAGUUCCUGCAGUUCAAAGACGUUUCUCCAGAAACAUAUCGAAGACUCUCUGGCCGCAAAGACUGAUUCCCAGCAAGCGCGUUUCAGGAAAGAAUACAACAUCACUGUCCGGAGCCAAGUGGAUGUUCAGUUAGCCUUCCUUCUCGUGUCUCUCGUGCUCAUCACGUGCCUGUUCACGUGUUAUAAAGGAAGGGUACACGUGCGAGUCGUAGGCACUUCUGUCGUACUUCUAAGCGUGGCAGUCACUCUGAUGUACCACAAGCUUUUCGAAAUAUAUAUACAACUGUCUUUUGCUGCUUGGUAUUCAGCGAUUAACCACGGUUACAUAGGAAUAUCGUACUCUUCUGUUUUGUAUUCAAUAGCCUUCGUUUUGACAUUGAUUCUAGUAAUUAUAACGCUGGUUCAAAUUCUUAACAUCUUCAAAUCUAUGCAUAGACGUAUCCAAUCGCCGGAGAAAAAGAGUACGGAUCUUUAUGAAGAUGUGCGUUACUUACGCUGGUGCCUACGCAAACAUGAAAAUUGUCCCAAAAACAGAUUACAUUCUAAACCACGAGACAGAGUAGAUUCCACUAAAGAAAAAACACCUCCAACUAAGCCAGUUGUAAAGCAAGAAAAAGUUACUGUCGCCGAGUUACUUAGAAAGAGCAAAUACGAAGAGGAAUACGAUCAGACAAUGGAAGUAUCAAUGGAAGUAUCCGAUCUGCAAUCGAGAGUGGCUCGCAGACUUCCAGGUGGCACUCAACAAUGUGCUGAAGUAGUAACAAAUAUUGCAAGACACGUAUCGUACUGUUCAGAAGAAAGUUUGGAAAACGAUCAAGCCCUCAGCAGUUCUGAACACGACAAUGCCACCAAAUCAUCCGAUGGAAUAUUUUUCCGCGAUCAUGCUGAGGAACUAACGCAUGUCGUAAAAGAACCUACACUAGAGCACCAGUAUAACACAGUACCUCGCUUAAAGAAAAAAUGCGCUGUCAGAGACAACAGUACUGUUUUGAAUGGUGCAACGAAAAAGGAAAGUUAUUCUCUAGAAUCGAUGGAUAUGGAGUUUCUAAAUUCGCCAAAACAAAACCCCAGUAAAAAGCCAUCUUGUGCGAAAACGGGAACGAAACUCACUUACGACAUAAAUGACUUGAAAAAAACAUUGUCAGAAACACAACUGAUUCUCGAUCACCUACGGCAGAGAAAGGGAACAAAGCCAGACAGCGAAUCGACAACAAUUGCUACAGAAAACGAAAUAGGAAAACAAGAAAGGGCGCCAGCUGAAGCAGGUCAUAAAGUACGCCCAGUAUUAAGAUCUGCCGUUCGACAAAAUCAUGUGCGUAGUAAACGGAUUUCAAAAAAUCUACUUUACUCUGCAGACGACAAGGUUGAAACCGAGACACAGCCACUAUAAGGUCUCCUUAACAACGCUGACGUUACAAGUACGUCACAUAACGAUCAAUUUACUAUAACGACUAAGCAAGUACGGACUGCAAAUGAAACUGAUUAAACAUAUAUUAAAACAAGAUGUGUUUGUCACCCCCCCCCCCCCCCAUAUAUUUGACCUUUGACCUUGAAGGAUGAAAUUUACCUAGACAUUUCACCACUCAAAAUGUGCAGCACAAUGAGAUACACAUGCAUGCCAAAUAUCAAGUUGCCAUCUUCAAUAUUGCAAAACCUAUGACCAAUGUUAAAGUUUGACGCAAACAAACAAACAAACCAACAAACAGACGUCGCAAAAACCUGUCACCCAUUAUAGACUGGGGGACAUAAAAACAGUGGUGAUAUCGAGGAUUUGUUUUCACGAAAACCUUAUAGUUACGUAGGUUUUAAGUAACAUUUGGUGAAUAGUUAAUAAAGGAAGCGAAGGGUGUUAAAAGUGAGUGUAUAUAUCUAUGAAAUGUUUUCCUAUAUAUCGUUGCUUGUCGGUCAAUUAUGAACGAUUUCUAUUUAUUGAAGCGAUGUUUAUAUUAAUUUUCCUAAAUGCUACUAAAUGAUUCGAAAGAGCCAAUUAUCCACACAGAAGAAGGACACAUUCUUUGUUUGUGGGAACCAAAAACAUGUUAUGAUAUUGUGAACAUUUUAUUUCAUUUCUACGCGAUUGUAUUGCUUUAUGAAAUUUAAAACAGAACUACUUUAUGUAUAUUGUGCUCAGAGUCGGGACUUCUUUUUGUGUGUAGGUUUUUUAAGGAGUAGUUUUACGACGCCAAUUUUUUCCAUUAUCUAGAGGACGUUCGCUGAGUAUCGUGUUAGAAUAUUAUUCAUAAACACACUGUUUGUUUGUUGUUCAUGUUAUUUCAUCAUUCGUGAUAACAGUAGAUUUGGUAAUGGUUUUACUGUUUUGAUAACAGUUGUAUUUAUGCAAAAUGAUUCACAUUACUUUAAAUGUUAUAUAUAGAGAGAUAAGCCAAAAUACAUUAAUAUAUGCUUAAUUCAA
Dreissena polymorpha is the source of this 4461-nucleotide messenger RNA. RefSeq lists its product as uncharacterized. Bases 1960 to 3438 code for a protein of 492 amino acids. The record is from RefSeq and is a predicted model, not a curated record. Lineage: Eukaryota; Metazoa; Mollusca; Bivalvia; Myida; Dreissenidae. The transcript has 3 exons.